CAGACACAUCUUUGCUACAAUUUUUUAUGUAUCCACAAUCCACAUACAUAAUUCUCAUCGUAGAUUUUCUUUUAAAAACGCCACUAUAUAAAACGGGCACGAGUCUCUAACUCGGGCACUCGAGUGUAAUUUUGUGACAUGGCGUGACAACACCCACGCUUUUGUGUUUGACCACAAUUUGGCACUGGAUUCAUUGAAUUAUCUGUAUGGAUGGAACCGACAUUUAAUAAAAAUUGCAGAAAUGUUUUGCACAAUAGCAAAGCACGCUGUCAUGUUCUGAUGUCGUCAUUAAAAAAAACAGAACUCUCUUCCGCUAAAUAUGCGCACCGUAUGGAAUCGUGGAAACCUGCUGAGAGUCGCGGAAACCGCGAUUUAUUCCACUAAUUAAUUUAGCGCAUUCGCGCGCAUGCAAUGCUGAAUGUGCAUAUCCUUGCGCGUCUUAUGCUAAAUAACAUGUCGAUUGUCAUUUUCCAACUGUGUUAACUACGGGUCUGCUUUCGUGUUUUUCCUUGUUUGUAUAAAAAACUAAGGAGGGACAACUUAAAUGCGUCUAGUCGAGGCGGGAACGGUCAGACUUGUCAAGUUUAAGCUGGUUAGUAUAUAGACAGUAGUGUUGACAAUUUCUUCUUUGUCAUAAUGAUAUAAUUUUGGCAGUUGCCAGUUGUAUUAAUUCAUUUUAUUAUUGGAUAUGUCUUGCGGCACUUCCGUGUUUAAAACUUACAAUAGAUUUUAAUUGCUUUCUCAGGGAAUUUAAACGAAGGUCGGGAAGCCAGUGCGUGUAUUCGGACAGAGGAUGAACUUCAACACAGUUCAACAAUCUUGGUUUGCUUACCAAACUCACUUAAAUCAAGAUAUGGCUAGCAAAGGUCCUAUGGUCACUCACGACUCGACCGCAAAUCAAUAUAUAGAUCUUGAAGCCGUAGGAAGACAGCCGAUAUUGAGUCAAUGUUUAGAAAGCUAUCAAGCCGAAAACGGAGGGGUCUAUCCGAACUAUGAGAAAAGCUUGAUGGAGAAGUCGAACCAGGAAGCUAUGAUAUGUUUAACAGAUUUUAGAAACGGUGAGUUGAUUGCAUAUUUUUUUCACUGUGAAUACUAUUGUACAUUACAGUUUUAAUAAUGAGUAGGCAAUUGCCACAAAAGGUAAAACGUAUUUUCUUCUGUUUCCAAAGUUGGUCUUUUGUUAAUUAAACUAGUCAUAGAAGAGUUUAAUAUCGCCAGUAGCUAUGAUAGAAUUGAAGACGGCAUACCAGACUCUGGUUACUCGCGGACAAACCAGUGAAUUGUUUAAGACUCACAAUUUGCGGUAAAAUAAAAUUACAAAAACCAUACUCUAAGUCUAAGAAGUUGACUCAGUUUAUUCACUUUAGGCUGAUUAGUUACACUGUCGAACGGUUUGAGCUAACCGCCUCACGUGGCAGCUAGCUCAGCAAGUUUCGUGUGCGGAUAGUUUUCUCGUGUGCGGAUAGUUUUCGUGAGGAUUUGACCUCUUGAGGAAAAUAUCAUUCUAUCGUGUUUGAUAUUUUUCACCUCGCGAGGAAAAAAUCUCAACGUCUGCGGAUGUUGUGAGCUUAGAGCCUUAGUGCUGAGCUGCUGGAAUCAAUUAGCCAAUGAGAGACUAUACAGUUUCUUCAUGUGACUUUGAACAAAAUGGAAAUGCAAACGCUUUUGUCAAUUAUGUUGUUGUUGAGUAGUUUUCCCAACGUGUGCGGUGAAAAUAUUACUGAAAUACAUGCAUAGCUGAGCGAGGCGGUUAGCUCAGCCGAAGUUGCUCUCGUGUGCGGCAGGCUUAAAUUCUAAGUUUUGAAGGAUUUGUGAGAAACGUUUCAGGGAACUGACUCAGUGGAUCAGUUCCCCCCAAAAUUUCUUACACAUUCCUACUGUGACCACAGAAACGUUGACAGUGUAAAACCAGCCUUAAGACAAUGUGACUAUGCCCAUAUGUAACAGAAUUGUUUUGAAUUCUUCACCAAGCGUAAAAUUCGUUAGGUUAUGUUCGUUAGUUUUAUUUUCAGUUGGGAAGAUAGUUAUCUUGUUCUAUUGUAUACUGUUGUUUUUCCGUGAUUGAUGCACUAUGUCUAUAAAUUAUAAUCUAUAUGUUUGAAUCCUGAAUUGAAGAUUAAACCCCGGUAUUGUCUAAUCGCAUUCAGUAUGUCUGCAUGGGUCUUAAUAAAAAACAAUAUAAGGCGUACACUUACACGAGAGGGAGUUAUUAUUUAUAGUGAUUUGAAAAACCGAAAAACACUGGCGAAACAGUCUUUGAAGGAGAAAAGGAAUCAUGACUAUUGAUGAGUUUGAGAAGUUUUUAGUAUAUUAUAUUCGUAUAUAUUUCCUAUUCAGAACAUCGCGUGAUAUUUGUCAGACAUGUUUUUUCCUCUAAAAAUAUAUUUUCAUACGUGUAGUAAGUUCCGCGUUCCUUGACUUAGAAUGACCUUCGUUUACAGUUGAGGUGCUUUACGAUAAAACACCAGGGGCACUGGGGCAGGGUGUUUUUAAGAAAAACCUUGUUUUUAGAAUCCGUGUUUAAUAUAGAAACAAGAAUAAUAUGUGCUGGUACGUCGUCGACGUUGUCAUAGUCAUAGAUUUCUCUGUUAUAAGGUUAUGUCAAACUCAUCUCACAUAAGAAAGAAAAUUUGAAGGGAAAUGAAAAUUCUGCCAAGAAAAUUCCACUUUGCCGUUUGCUGUUACCCUCAUUGGCCUCAAACAUUAAACUCUUAAACUCCCUAAUCGGCUGAGCGCUCUCCAAACCUAUAUAGGGUAAAUCAGUGUUUACGGUAAAGCAGAAAUUGUGGAAGGCGAGACAAUUUUUCAUUUGGAAUGGAAUUGAAACUUUAUAUCAAGAGGGUUACACAAAAUAGCUACAAGCUAAUAAACUAAUGGCCCUCGUGCAGAAUAUCUCAUGCGAAUUAUUUACACAGAAUAAGAUGUAGGUCGAAACUACUAUAUAUAUAUAUAUAUAUACAAUUACAUUGUAACUUACUAAAAUGUUCUGAAGAAUAUUGUUCAUUUAUAGGAAUUUCUUUAUUUUCCUGCAUAUUCCAGAGUUUACUACAAAUAACACUAAAAGUUUUUUCUCCCUCGUUUUCCCUAUUAUACUUGUAUACUUCUUAUACUUUCCCAUUUAUGUAUUUCAUAUGAUUGUAUAACCAUUUUUUGACACUGUUAUUCAAUAACUAUAAAGUGGUACAAUUCACAUGCAAGCAUGUGACCUACAUACAUCACUAGAAUUGAUUUAUCGUCUCAUUAAAUAUUCAUGAUUUAUACACGCACAUUAUGGUGAUGUAAAUAAACUCGCCGCGGUAAAGUCCAUCACUGAGGGCUGUUUACAUGAUCCUGCUUUGCCGGGAUGAGGUCGCGUCGGAGAGACGGGAUAAUUUUAACAUAAGUCACGGUUCAUGACUCACGCAAAAAACACAUUAUCUCCCUAGCAAUAAUUGUAAACAAAAGGUUGUCAAGCAGCAAUAAUAAUCCUCUUGAACUACGAGAACCUUUGCCGGCGUUUGAACUUAUUUCAAUGCAUCGAAAUCAUCCCGCGUCUCGGCAAACUGGGAUCAUGAAAACAGUCCUGAAUGUCGUUUCAAGCUGAGGAACUUGGUAAGAUAUCAAAGACCCCCUGCGGUAUGACGUCAUGCCACGCGUUGCCAAACAACCGCACCUUACACCGUUUCCCCUGAAUGCUGAGGGCGGCAAACUUCUGUGGCGGGAAAUAGGAAGGUCAUGAUGACUCAGUCAUAAACUGCAUGCUCACUCCAUGAUAUUUUAGCAAACUAAAGCCCCGUUUACACUACGCUCAAUUUUUGGUACGACAUGGAUAAAAUUGUUACCCGUACCACUUUUUUGGUUCUUUGACUACCUAUUUAGGUAGUCCAAGAACCAAAAAGUGGUACGGUACCAAAAAUUGAGCGUAGUGUAAACGGGGCUUAGCUAAAUAGUUAGUCCAAGAACCAAAAAAGUGGUACGGGUACCAAUUUUAUCCGUGCCGUACCAAAAAUUGAGUGUAGUCUAAACGGGGCUUAAUACUUUUAGUAUUGGUACCCAUGCAAAAAUCUUACAUCUUGUAACAAGUUUGCCAACAAACCGUCAACAAGUUGUCUUCGCACUGCUUGUCACAAGUUGUCAACAAGUUUGGAACAAGCUGUUAAAAAUUUGUAACAACCUUGUCCUUGUUGAUAUUAUCAGGCUUGUUACAAGGUUGUUCCAACAAGUCCAAUACAGUCAUGAUAUAGGCAUAUAGCAGUAUUCUUAUAACCUUGUGUCGUCAACCUUGCAACAUUCUUGUUUAUCAUGACUGUAUCAGACUUGUUAGAACAACCUUGUGACAAGUCUGAUAAUGCCAUCAAGCUUGUUACAAGUUGUUAACAGCUUGUUUCAAACUUGUUACAACAACUGGGAACAAGCAGUGCGAACACAACUUGUCGAAAGCUUGUGAACAGAUUUGUAACAACUUGUUUGCAGACCUGUAACAACUUUUGCGUUUUUACGUGUGUAUCCCAUGGCCACGUUAACAAGCGCACAAAUAUGCGUGCUGUUCCGAUCUCGUUUGAAAGUCGGUCAUUAUCAUAAUUUCUUCUCUAGAUUCGAAUCAGAUGAAACAGGAUUCACCACGAAAACGUUUACGAACGACGUUUUCUCCUUCGCAGUUGAAGCGUUUGGAAAGCGAAUUUUGUUGUAACAUGUACGUGGUUGGAUUGAAGCGCUUACGACUCGCUCAAGAAUUGAGACUGGAAGAACGACAUAUUAAAAUUUGGUUCCAGAAUAGAAGAAUGAAAUUCAAACGUGAUCAGAGAUUGCAAGAACGAAAUGCGGGCAUGGCGUUUCAAAAUUACUGUUUUUAUUGAAAGAUUUUGAAAACUUUGUUUGAAAUUUCAAACUGGGUCAUCAGUUCAGUUACUGGAACAAAGAUUUUGAAAAUCUUUGCCAAUCGUAGAGGAACUAAAUAAGACGUCCCUGAACUUUAGUGAGAAGUAAAUAAGAUCAAGGAAGUCAACUUGACAAAUUUCAACAGCAAUGCAAGUAUAGCUGUGACCAGUGGAAGAGAAAUAAUGUCAUCAUGCAGUGCAUGCUCCAAAAUUUCUCACGUUACUAAGUCUAAGGGACCGGUCAUUUAUGGCGAGGGGGGGGGGGACCGAAGAGAAAUGUUUUUUUUUGUAAAAAAAAUUUGCUGACCCAACCAUUAAAAGUCAAAUAUAUUUCAUACCCAACCUCAAUUAGUAUCAAUAAAAAAUAAAUAAUCGUCACACAUCUCCUUUACCACUUCUGUGACAUGAGUUUGAUAACUGCUUGUGCAAGUUUCAUGUUGUCUGCACAUGUAGUUUCUUUCAAGACACCAUUUGCCUCCUGACAAAUCGAAAAAGGAUCAAGAUAGUGACUCUGAUUGAUUCACAUAUUGUUUUGACAUACGACUGUUGACACUGCUUUUUAAUUAGUCUGCAAUAUUCGAGUGAGCCAUGCUUUGGAAAUGACAAUAAUUUUUUACCCAACCCUUGAGUUGUUUUGUUUUUCAUUGUUGCCCACCUUUUACUCACUCAUGAUUUUGUUUACCCAACCCUUUUCUCUUCGGUGCCACCCCCUGCCAUAAAUAAUGAGCGGUCCCUAAAGAGAAUGUAUAGAGAGAAAGGGAUGCGGUCCCUAAAGAGAAUUUAUAUGAGAAGAUGUACUCGCAUGCAUGUGGAACCACAAUCAAGAUAUGGUCUGUAAACACGGCCAAAGUCUUCAAUUUUCUAUGAUUUUGUUUUUGUUUGUGCAACGGUGUAACGCACGAAGCAAUGGUGACAGUACUGUUGAAAUAUUUAAUAAGCGAAAUUUUUAAGAUUUGUGUGGUAAAGUCGUUAGUUCAUUGACAUUGUGGAGACUUUGAAGUUUUCCGAGUUUCUAGACCAUAACUGUGGUGGAUCCGAACGUCUGCUCUAAAUUGCAAUUGGUUCAUAUCAUCAUUCAUGUAGAUCAUGCGUUUGUGGCUGGUUCACAUUUCAUGAUAUAAUAGUCAUAAUAUAUAAUAAAAAAACGGUUUCAAUUAAACAUGAAUUAUAUUUUAAGAGGAGAAUAUUUUGUAUGUUACGUAACAUGCGCUUGAAACUAAUGAAUAUACCGAUGUCUAUAUUCGAUUUUUUUAAAACUUCGAUACGUUUCUCAAGAGGCAAACAAACUUAACAAGUAUGUUUAGUGCUUUAUCUGUAAAAUUAUGCUAAACUGUAGAGAUUUUAGAUGGUACGCCAACAGGACGACCGCCCACAGGGUGGGGCAAAGGGGGCAAUUUGCCCUGGGCCCCAUGCUUAAGAAGGCCCCCAAAAGGGAAUUUUAGGGAGUGGAAGGGGCCUCCAAAAACUCCCAAGAGGGCAUUUUGCCCCAACAAAGCUCUGGGCGGCCCUGUACGCCAAAGAGAAAGUGAUGUCUGAAGUUCAGUAAGUUUUAAUGGCGUCUAUUUUACAGCAUCAAUGAUAACUGUAUUUAAAUCGACAAUAUUUAACUAUUAUUUUGUGUUUCUUAACCACCAGAACAUUUUAAAAGGUUGCUUAAGGCUGAUUUCCACUGUUGCGUUUUUCAUACGUACGUAUACGCACGUAAAACUUUAAAUCCGUUUAAAUGUUACUUAUCAAAUAACCAAACAAAUAAAGCAAUAGAAUUUAGUGUUCCGCAAGUUUUAGUUUGUAUUUGUUAACUUAUUUGUAAAAUAUUUAAAAAAUAGAAGGAUUCAAAGUUUUACGUGCGUGUACGUGCGUACGAAAAACGCAACAGUGGAAAUCAGCCUUAACUGUGUAAACUACAAAAUAAAGCUUAAACAAAGUAAUUUUGAGAGGAAGGCCAAAAAGAUUUUAGGUUUUGAACACUUUUCAUCGCAAAUACGUGACAUUGAAAAAAAUUGCCUAGCCCUCUUAAAUCCUAAAUAGAUUUUGAUAAAUAAUAUAAAUUACUAUAAUCGAUUAACCUUGAGUUUUGAACUUCUUAAUGGUUAUUAAAAUUGCCUCCGAAAAAUCUGGUUUGAAUAAGACUGAGUCUGGUUGUAUAUUGGCGGUAGUUCAACACUAAGCGCAGUAUGAUGGUGUCACACUUGACAUGGUGGUCCGACUUCCAACGUGUUGACAGUUAUGGGAACGAGCAAAUAUAAUUCUAAAUGUUUCCGUCAAAUUUAUUUACCAACAAACACAGGAGGUGAAUACAUAUAUAGUGAUCACUUUAUCAAGUGAUCGAGGGGCCUAUACUGCUUAUACUGGCUAUAGCUUUUUCGUAGCUGCUCUUGGCCAGUCUGAAAAUUCUAUACAAUCUUCCAUUCGAAAUUUCUGUCUACAAAAGCCAUAGAAAUAAUAGAUAUCUAUUAUUUCUAUGACAAAAACCCUUCAUCUGUUCGUUCGAUCAUUAACUGAUAUUUGAACCAAAUCCAGAUUAAAAAAUUAAUUAACAUAUAUAUUCAGAAGUCUCGCAUCAAUUUCACGUUACAUACGAAAUAUAUAUACGCGAAUUAAACAGUCAUUCUUUAUUGCACCAAAUAUAAAUAUUUAGAUUAUCUACAUUCUAUUGGUGGAUUUCAGCAAACGUAAUAAGGCAAGAGAUGAUGGUUAACCUGCUGAACGUUUGACGCUUCUAGGAACACGAUAAUGAGAGUACAGUACAUCUCUCAAUUCUAUUUUGCAACCAAAUAAAAACUACUAUACAUAAUGAAAAUAAUUACCAUUAUUUCUCAUAUGUUAACUGCCGACUGAUCAAUCUCGUUCCCCCGAGCCUGCGAUCCCUGGGAAGGAACGCGAGGCUCUGGGAUAAUCUGUUGCCGGAAGCCAGGAAUCCUGGCUAAGAUUGAACUACGUAUUCCAUUUCAACGGCCAAUCAGAUUCCUCCCUGAAACGGAUUAUCCCAGAGCCUCACGUUCCUUCCCGAGGAUCGCAGGCUCGGGGACGAGAUUGCCAACUGAUCAAUGGUCUCGUACCCAGGCCUCUUUGUAGAAAGAAGUUGCGCCCCAAUCACCCUUGCGUGCUCGCUCAGCUUGGCCACUGUCUAUAUAUAACAGUUAAGCACGAUUCUUUUUAUUAGUAACUAAGCGCGAUGCCUGGGUACGGGGCUGGCUGACCACCAUAAUAUUACAUGAAACCCACCGACUAUUCACAUUAUGACUCUAUUUAUAUUAUGAGAAAUAUAAUAAUUUUCGUUUGUUCACGUCAGAAGGACUUCUUGUGAUCGAUAUUGUAGGGUGAGUAAAUGUUCACUCUAAAACAAUUGGAAGAUUUA
This is a messenger RNA of Paramuricea clavata, 8214 nucleotides long. The record is from the annotation of a GenBank genome assembly. NCBI's taxonomy places the organism in Eukaryota, Metazoa, Cnidaria, Anthozoa, Malacalcyonacea, Plexauridae.